Molecule: messenger RNA, 611 nt
Organism: Cydia strobilella
Lineage: Eukaryota; Metazoa; Arthropoda; Insecta; Lepidoptera; Tortricidae
Exons: 2
Coding region: 72-611 (179 amino acids)
Source: RefSeq, a predicted model, not a curated record
CUUAUAGUGUAAUAAAAAAUAAUGUAAAUUUCACAUUCACAGUUCGAUUCAUAGGUACACUAUUUUUAACUAUGAAUUGGUGUAUUUUGCUUGGUCUACUUUUUGGCAAUGUUGCUGGCAUCCGCGAUCUCUACGCGGGUGUCUUCCACAGGAACGAUUUCUUAGUGGCACAGGACCAUUUGUAUCAAGAGAAGCUGCACUAUCGUACAGUGACUGCUAAAUAUGUCAGACAUUUCAGCUGCCCAAUCUCCUACUACCGUGUAUUAGACCGACUGGCCGUCGGCAGAGGCCCCAGGGUAGAACAGAUAAAAGGCGGUCUCUUGAAAAACGUCCUCGCCCUAAAAUUUACAUCUGUAUUUAAUCAGCCAGUCAACGUCAUCAUCUACAUCGCUUGUGCGAACAAGAAGGAAGGAUCAAACGAGCCAUAUACUAGAGCAACACGACAGAAAGAGGAUGAUAAUGAAGGAAAAUCAACUACAGGUCAAGAAGGCGAUGUAACAGCUGCUGAUUAUGCACCUGCGGAAACAAAUGAGACUACUGUUCAAACAAAAGAAGAGGGUAAUGCUACAGAGACUGGUGAAGCGGCAGAAACAACAACUGGAGCUCCAUAA